AUGUCUUCACUUGUCGACGACCUCAAACGGUGCGGCUUUGAAAAGUUGUCGGGGAGUGCUCAGCGCAAGGGGAACACGAGACGAGACGUGCAUCUCGCGUCGUCUUUUUUCCACCGCGGCAGGCGUGGUUUCCACCACGACCUGCCUUCCAUGGAACAAGCGUACAACACCUUCACGUCGUACCUGCGCAAUGCCCCUCUGACGACCUCGAUCUCGGAUCCCCUGGCUGCAUGCUCGACUGAUCCAGUCUCAACCCUCCCUUCCAGCGGCACAGAUAGGGAGGGAAGGCCAACUUUUGACAGGACCGGAGGCUGGGCCACCAGUAACGAUUUCCACGAGGAGGCAAGCAGCGCGUCGUCGACAAUGGGCGGCUUUCACCGACAGAGUGAAAGAGGAGAAAAGGCUAGUGACGCGUUCACUAGGAAAGGCUCCUCCAUCUCGGAUGCUCUCUGGUCGUUUCAUGAGAAUCUGAAGCGGCAGUGGUCACAACUGCAACUUCUGGACCAGCCUGCUGGGAAGCAGGGUCGAAGUUUGCCCGGGGGACAAAAUCAGACAGCGGGGAUGUCGGGCAACAACGCGGACGCAAAGAGCUUGCCUGCUCUGACCUCCCCUGGAUCUUCCGAAGCGUGUCCUCGAGGCACGUCGGCCUCUCCCCACAACGGGUUGCCUUCUCCCGUGCGCCAAGGCGGCUUCCUCAGCUCUACCUCCUGCACUCGCAGUUCAACCUCGCCUGCUGCUGGAGACACGGACUACCCGCUGCAGGAAGACGACUUUGGCAGUGGGCCGCCUGCAUCGUCCAACCGGGACAGUGUCUCUCGGCACGCCCCCCGGAGGUCGGCUGGGGCAAGAUGCCUGGCCGCCGCGGCUCCAAACGAAGACCGAGUGCUCGGCGCGGCGUCAGAUGGGAAGGAUCUUGGCGUCAGAGAUUUGCACGGACGUGCUAGGAUGGAGAGAGACUUCCAAAGUUCGAAGAGAGCCAAACCAUCGGUGGUUGACGGAGGUCACGGGACGACGGGCGCAACUCGGAGCUUAGCUGAGGCGUACCUGCAUUUAAGGGUGCAAAACCGGACAAUGUGGAUGUCGCUGCGAACCAUCCGCGUCGUUUUGGGGCUGCAGCUGGGGCUCUCUGUUCUGGGGUUCCUCAAUUCUGGGCAGCUGCCGGGGUUCUCCGCAGAAGACCCAGCUUUCCGUUCAGCGGUUUUCUGGCUGUACGUUGCGGCCUACAUCUACUCAGGCUGGUGUCUGUACACCCUACGAGUGCAGCCCACCGAGAGCUGGGACGAGCAACAGGCCCGCGAAACGGCAGAACGUUUGCGGCAACAGGAUUCUUCGUCCUGGACGCAACUGAGGGCAGGUCAGGAACGGGCGGAAGGCGCGGGGAAAGGAGUUCGGUUGGAGGAAACGCCCGUCCGAGACCACGCGUCCGGCGAGUCUGCUGGGCGACGCGCGGACCUGAAUGAGUCUCAACGACAGUUGACGAGCGCCAGGUCGUCCUCGCAUUCUCUUCUCGACCGCGAGAGGAUUCCGCCGACUGCAGACGCGGAUCUUCCUCCUGUUGAAACGUGGCCUCAGCGGCCUGUGUUCCUGAGAGCCACGGAAGAGGCGUGGGUUGUCGACAAAGUUACCGCGCUUGCUGCCCGACAUAAAGCGGCGCGAACGAAGGGGUCUUCUCGGAGUAGCACUCGUGGCAAGAUGCCGAUCGUCCGUUACCCUCGCGCGCCCAUGAUGUACAUGACGAAGCAGUUGGAUGACCCCACGCGCGCGAUCCACUGGUUCGAGAAUCCCUUUUUCCGCGGCGUUGCUGUCAUUCGACUGGCACCAGUCGGCGGGUCGCCUGGCGGGGAAGUGUACACGGACUCGAAGAAACGCUAUUUGCAGGCCUGCUUUCAGUCGCGUGACGCUGUGGGAUUCGAUGCCGCGGCCAUUGCUGGGACGGCGACAUUGCAGGGGAAGGACAGCUACGGGAACCGGGGACAGUUCUUGCAGCCUCAUCGCAUCGGCGAAGUCCUGACAGGCCAGGUCUUCUCUCGCCGGCUGCGGUCGCUCCCUCCUCGGUGGAUGGUCAAUAUGGGGAUGAAAGUUGUCAAGCAACUCACCGACACUCUCAAGGAGGACAUCUCGUCAAACGAACCAUACUUUCUCACGCCAGCUGUGUGCGUGGCGCAAACGAUUCACGUUGCGCAUGCAGCGAAGAGGCCCCGCAGGCUCUCCAGUGCAGUGGUGGGAGAGGAGCAAGACCGCAAGGAAGGGAGUGGCGAGCGUCCAGUGGACAAUCUUCCUUCCGCGAGUUCUGAUGAUAUGGACGAUGAAAAUUUCUACAUCCCGCCGCCAGACGUCACGAAUCCAAUGAUUCAGGAAGACACCCGGCUGCUCGGCGGACCCUUCUCGUGUGGUGGCAUAUCAGCCGAGAAGCGGAAGAGACUGAUGGGGGAUAGAAAGAUUUUGAAGGAGCUGGUCUUUUCCCCGGACUACAUAUACACUUUCGAUUUCUUCCAGAACAUCUUCUACCCGUCCUCGUACGAGUUUGACCUCGGGGUCAUGCGGUUGGAUCUGGCGCCUUACCUGAAUCGCCAACCAAUCGAGCUAAUGGCUCUUCUGGACGAUUCGUUCAUCCGAGAUGAGACGUCGUCUGCUGGAACUCGCGGAACUUCAGACACACCGUCUCCCAGCUCCCUCCCCUCAUCGGACAGAGGCGCCGUGUCCUCUUCGAUCAGGGACGGCAAGUCGACCUCGACGGAUGGUGGCGACGGAACAACAGGAGACAACCCGGACGGCGAGCAAAGCCUCGAAGAUGAAGAUGUGUCUAAAUGGCAGCCGCCGACUGGUUCCUGGAAAUUCUUGUGGAGGUACCAGAUGUGGCACGAAAAGUUGUUGUCUUACUGA
Neospora caninum is the source of this 2883-nucleotide messenger RNA. RefSeq lists its product as hypothetical. The record is from RefSeq and is a predicted model, not a curated record. Bases 1 to 2883 code for a protein of 960 amino acids. The transcript has 12 exons. Lineage: Eukaryota; Apicomplexa; Conoidasida; Eucoccidiorida; Sarcocystidae.